Corylus avellana is the source of this 2366-nucleotide messenger RNA. RefSeq names its product Pentatricopeptide repeat (PPR-like) superfamily protein. Gene Ontology annotation, molecular function: RNA binding; protein binding. The record is from RefSeq and is a predicted model, not a curated record. Lineage: Eukaryota; Viridiplantae; Streptophyta; Magnoliopsida; Fagales; Betulaceae. Gene Ontology annotation, biological process: RNA modification.
UCUUCUCGUCAGAUCCACACAACUCAGUGUUGUGUCCGAAACGACACAUCCAUGGAAGGCACAAUUUCAUGGACUCUACCUCUACACCUUCACCUUUUCCCCUCAAAUCCCUUCACUAACAACCACCGCCACUUCAGAACCAAAGCCUCAGCAAAAUCCCCACCAAUUCGAACCCAUAAACCACCGCCACCGCCAACAAAAAACACCCGCCGCCACCAAAAAACAUCUAAAUUUCCGGCGAAAAGAGCUCCGAAACCAUUUGGCCAAAAGGAUGCAUUCCCAGAAUCCUUACCACUCCACACCAAAAACCCACAUGCCAUUUACAAGGACAUCCAGAGAUUCGCUAGGGAGAACAAGCUCAAACAAGCGCUCACCAUCUUGGACUACUUGGACCAACAAGGCAUCCCUGUUAACCCCACCACAUUUUCCGCUCUCAUCGCCGCAUGUGUUCGAACCAAAUCCUUAACCGAAGGGAAACAAGUCCACACGCAUGUACGCAUAAACGGGCUUGAAAAAAACGAGUUUUUACGUACGAAACUCGUGAAUAUGUACACGGCUUGCGGUUCAGUCCAAGAUGCACAUCAGUUGUUUGAUGAACGUUCUAUAAAAAGUGUGUAUUCCUGGAAUGCAUUGCUUCGAGGCAAUGUGAUAUCGGGUAAGCGGCAUUAUGGUAAUGUGAUUUCGACUUAUAUGGAAAUGCGAGAAUUGGGGGUCGGAUUAAACGUUUAUACUUUCUCUAAUGUCAUCAAGAGCUUCGCAGGCGCGUCAGCGCUUUGGCAGGGUUUAAAAACUCAUGCCCUUAUGAUAAAGAAUGGUUUUAUUGAUAGUUCGAUUCUUCAGACGAGUUUGAUUGAUAUGUACUUUAAAUGCGGAAAAGUUAAGCUUGCCCGUCGCAUAUUUGAAGAAAUUGGAGAGAGAGAUGUUGUUGUUUGGGGAGCGAUGAUUGCGGGUUUUGCACACAAUAGACUGCAAAAGGAAGCUUUGGAGUAUGUCAGGAGGAUGGUAGAGGAAGGAAUAAGGCCGAAUUCAGUUAUACUUACUACAAUACUUCCUGUUAUUGGAGAUGUUUGGGAACAUAAACUAGGCCGGGAGGUUCAUGCUUAUGUUGUAAAGGCGAAGAGUUAUUCAAGGCAGAUUUUCAUUCAGUCUGCCUUGAUUGACAUGUAUUGCAAGUGUGGGGACAUGGGGUCUGGGAGACGGGUCUUUUAUGGAUCAACGGAGAGGAAUACUAUUUGUUGGACUGCUUUGAUGUCGGGUUAUGCCUUGAAUGGGAGGCUCGAGCAGGCUGUGAGAUCAAUAAUUUGGAUGCAGCAGGAAGGGUUUAGGCCUGAUGUUGUGACAGUUGCCACUGUUCUUCCAGUUUGUGCAGAGUUGAGGGCUCUAAAUCAAGGGAAGGAGGUUCAUGCUUAUGCUUUGAAGAAUUGGUUCCUACCUAAUGUAUCUAUUGUUUCCUCUUUGAUGGUAAUGUACUCAAAGUGUGGUAUCUUGGAAUAUUCUUUAAAAUUGUUUGAUGGUAUGGAACAGAGGAAUGUGAUCUUGUGGACAGCCAUGAUUGAUUCAUACAGAGAACAUGGUAAUCUAAAUGAAGCACUUGGUGUGUUUAGGUCGAUGCAGUUGUCAAAGCAUCGGCCAGAUUCAGUUACAAUGGCAAGGGUAUUGAGUGUUUGUGGUGAAGUAAAAAUUUUGAAGCUUGGGAAGGAGAUUCAUGGACAAGUCUUGAAGAAGAAUUUUCAGUCUAUCCAUUUUGUUUCUGCUGAACUUGUGAAAAUGUAUGGGAGUUGUGGAGCAAUUGAUUAUGCAAAGUUGGCUUUUGAUGCAAUCCCCGUUAAGGGUUCAAUGACAUGGACUGCAAUUAUAGAGGCAUAUGGAUAUAAUAACCAAUAUCAAGAUGCAGUGGAUCUUUUCGAUCUGAUGAGAUCGGGUGGCUUUACUCCAAACCAUUUCACUUUCAAAGUGGUUCUAUCUAUUUGUGAUCAAGCUGGAUUUGUUGAUGAAGCUUGCCAAAUAUUUAAUUUAAUGCAUCGUAGAUAUAAAGUUAAGGCAGCUGAAGUACAUUAUUCUAUAAUGAUUGGACUUCUUACCCGUUUUGGUCGCACCAAGGAGGCUCAAAGAUUUGUACAGAUGAGUUCUUCCUCAUUAUAACUAAGAGGCGAAUGGGGCCUUCACUCUUUUGUUUAGGUUCAAUAAGGUUCGUUCCUGAAACUUGCUUAUGAAUAACCCAUAUUCCAUAACACGUUAUAAUGUGCAAAUGUAUAGUCCUGUUGUAACUUAAUGUAUGGCAUUUUUAUCUAUCAGUAUCCAAUGAAGCAAGAUGUCAUUUUAUCUUUUCUGAAAAUAUAAGGAGACAUUUCUGAAAAAAGAAUAUA